Messenger RNA from Mobula hypostoma (lesser devil ray), 1757 nucleotides. RefSeq names its product deleted in malignant brain tumors 1 protein-like. The record is from RefSeq and is a predicted model, not a curated record. Gene Ontology annotation, molecular function: serine-type endopeptidase activity. The transcript is spliced from 5 exons. NCBI's taxonomy places the organism in Eukaryota, Metazoa, Chordata, Chondrichthyes, Myliobatiformes, Myliobatidae. Gene Ontology annotation, cellular component: plasma membrane. Gene Ontology annotation, biological process: zymogen activation. The coding region runs from base 1 to 1392 and encodes 463 amino acids.
AUGGCCAGGAGCCUGGAAUUGAAUAUACAUGUAAGCGAAACUCCAAAAAAUACAGUAAUUUCUUCUUUGAAUGUCAUUCCAGAGCCCAAUAUCAGGCUGGUAGGCGGCAGUGAUCGUUGUUCCGGGAGAGUGGAGGUGUGGCACAGUGCACAAUGGGGAACGGUAUGCGACGAUGGAUGGGACACUGACGACGCCAAGGUUGUCUGCAGUCAGUUGGGCUGUCCCCCUGCCGCAGCAGCAAUACAGGGGGCACACUUCGGGCAAGGCAGCGGGAAUAUCUGGAUGGAUGAUGUUGCGUGCAAUGGAAAUGAAUCCGCCCUUGAAGAAUGUUCCUUUGGAGGAUGGGGGAGUCAUAACUGCGGUCACGGAGAGGAUGCAGGAGUGAAUUGUUCAAAAGUGCCCGAAGUAAGGCUGGUAGGCGGCAGCGAUCGUUGUUCAGGGAGAGUGGAGGUGCGGUACAAUGCACAGUGGGGAACGGUAUGUGACGAUGGAUGGGACACUGAAGACGCCAAGGUUGUCUGCAAUGAGUUGGGUUGUCCCUCUGCUGCAGCAGCAAUCUCGGGGGCACACUUCGGGCAAGGCAGCGGGAAUAUCUGGAUGGACGAUGUUGCGUGCAAUGGAAAUGAUUCCGCCCUUUGGGAAUGUUCCUUCCGAGGAUGGGGGAGUCAUAACUGCGAUCACGGAGAGGAUGCAGGAGUGAUUUGUUCAAAAGAGCCCGAAAUAAGGCUGGUAGGCGGCAGCGAUUGUUGUUCAGGGAGAGUGGAGGUGCGGUACAAUGCACAGUGGGGAACGGUAUGUGACGAUGGAUGGGGCACUGAAGACGCCAAGGUUGUCUGCAAUGAGUUGGGUUGUCCCUCUGCUGCAGCAGCAAUCUCGGGGGCACACUUCGGGCAAGGCAGCGGGAAUAUCUGGAUGGACAAUGUUGCGUGCAAUGGAAAUGAAUCCGCCCUUUCGGAAUGUUCCUUCCGAGGAUGGGGGAGUCAUAACUGCGGUCACGGAGAGGAUGCAGGAGUGAUUUGUUCAGAAGUGCCCGCAGUAACGCUGGUAGGCGGCAGCGAUCGUUGUUCAGGGAGAGUGGAGGUGCGGUACAAUGCACAGUGGGGAACGGUAUGCGACGAUGGAUGGGGCACUGAAGACGCCAAGGUUGUCUGCAAUGAGUUGGGUUGUCCCUCUGCUGCAGCAGCAAUCUCGGGGGCACACUUCGGGCAAGGCAGCGGGAAUAUCUGGAUGGAUGAUGUUGCGUGCAAUGGAAAUGAAUCCGCCCUUUGGGAAUGUUCCUUCCGAGGAUGGGGGAGUCAUAACUGCGAUCACAGAGAGGAUGCAGGAGUGAUUUGUUCAGAAGCAGUACUGGAGAGUGAAGACUUUAUCGAAGUACAGGACCCGAAGGAUUAAGAGAAGUUGGUAUCGUUCGGCAGUAUAACAAGGGAUCAACCUUAUUGAGUCUUCAUUGAAGAUAACGACCUGCAUUGUAGAUAAUUCUUGCCAAAAGAGCAAGGAAGUUCAUGCAAGGUUUGCUCUCUAGAAAUUAAGGUCAGUUGUUUUAAGCCAUUUAUUUCCUGCAUCGUGAAUCCUUUGGACAGAACCAAUAGGAAAGUCGCGUCUAUGAAGAAAUCCUUUUUCCAGACAAGUCUCUCCCCAUUUAAAUGUAUAAAUCUGUUGGACUUUUGAAUUUACCAUUUUAAGAACUGUAUUUGACUUUACUGCUUUAAGAACUGUUUUCGCAUUUAAUGCUUUAAGAACAAGUGACAGCUUGUUGA